Cuscuta campestris is the source of this 689-nucleotide messenger RNA. The record is from the annotation of a GenBank genome assembly. Lineage: Eukaryota; Viridiplantae; Streptophyta; Magnoliopsida; Solanales; Convolvulaceae.
GUUCCAAAAUAAAAGAAAUGCUCUAUUAAUUAUUAUAUGCUUCUUCGAAAUAAAUUAAUUUAAAAUGAACUGAAAUAAACCCCAAACAUGUUCGACGAAAUGACUCAAAGAAAGAUCUCAACGAAACGCCCAAAUCUCCCCGGAAAAUCCAACCAGAUCCACACCCGCGGCGGAGAAUCGCACUAGUUUCCGACGGGAAAUCGGGGAGGGGAGAAAUCCAUCGAUGCCGUUCAACAGCAGGGUUCUGGUCUCGGUGGCGGCGGCCUCCGCCGAGGUCUGGCAGCGGAUCGCGUGCCUGCCGGACCACAUCCCCGGCGACCAGCUCCUAGAUCUGGUCAUCUGCUUCCCCGCCCGUCAGCUCGGCCGCCUGGCCGCGUGCGUAUGGGAUUUCCUCUGCUUCUCUCCCGCCCAGUACUACGAUCAUCCUUUCCAGUCCAGCUCCUCCGACGAUGACGACGAGUACGGCGAUCCUUACAACGGAAUAGAGUACUACAGCGACGCCGGCGCCGGAUCUUCGAGUUCCGAUUGAGUUUUCCCGAUCAAUUUGCGGCAGGGUGGAUUAUUCUGUAUACUACUCCGUAUUAACUAAUCUUUUCUAUCUUAUCUUUUUUUUUCUCAGUUUCAUUUGGAUUAUUUCUGUAUUUUUUUUCUUGUGGAAUUAUUAAAGAUAAUAUAUUUAGGUUGAAAUU